AUGGCCGCGCAGACCAAGCCGUUGGAGGAUGACGCUGUGCGGUGGAGGGUGCUUCCGUGGACUCGUCUCUCUCUUGAAGAGGUUCUUCUGGCAGAAGAGCAAUUUUUUGCAGAAGAUUCUUUUUGUUUUCAAGAGCAACCCAUUCAAGAAGAUGCUUUACUUGUUCCAGAUGAUUCAGCUCUCUACGCUGAGGACGCUCUUGAUUUAUUGCAUCCCCUCAAUGUUGGUGACGAAGAAUACGCCGACUUUUCUGCAUGUGAGACACCAAGUGAUGUACCGGCCAUUCCUAGUUCUGUUGCAGUUUCCACUGCUCAGCCCGAAAAAGACUGCCAUAUCUCUGACAAUGGCUCUUUAAUUCACGAAUUUAUCGAUCCAUGUCGUGGCAAUACCACCGCUGCUUUCUCAUCAUCGUUUAGCAAUCCACAUACGCAGGUUGAUGGUCUCCCUGUGAUUCCGCCUCCAAUAAAUGCAAAGACCAUCGAGAAAGCGCUGUUGACCGCGUCACCGAGAACAUCUUCUAUUCCAAAGUCUAGGGACUCUCUUCCAUUGUUCCAUGUUUCUCCAAAGUUGGAGCAUAUAAUCGCACAAUUUAUUUUUUCUUUCGCUAUUAGGACGGAGAUUGGAUCACUGCCCGAACAAGAAACAGGCAUCAACUGGGAUGCUGUUGCACAUCAAUCCCGCAAAGAUACAUUCGAGGGUCGACAGGCUCUUCAUGGCUUGUACGCGGUUGUGGAGUUCCUGGCUUGCAAAGGCUUACCUGGGGAUGCAGACCACUUGCUCAACUGGAUGUUAUCAAAAGAUUUAUCGAAAUCUCCUUCCAUGCUGCCUCCUGCACAACUGUCUACUUGUGCUCCGUUUUUUGAGUCUCAAUCAACAUUUUCAACACCACCAUCGUUGAUGUCCCCGCAUAUUUCAGUUCCGCAAGAGCUACUAUCGUUUUUAGCGAAAACACAUCUUGCCGCUUUCGAGGCGCUUGGAAUGCAAGCGCCAGAGCGCAAGAUCUUCAUCAAGAAACGGAAAGGGCAGCGUGCUACGGCGCACCUGCAGUCUGCCAUGCACUGGUUUAUGCAAAUGGGCGCUGCAUUGCCCACAUCUAGUGAUCACGAAAGCCCUUCGGAUACUUUUUUACUGGAAACGCUGUCUAGUGAGAAUGCAGUGCAGGCUGAUGCGGUGAGUGUCUCUUUGACCGAAGGCCCCAACGAAGCUCCAAGGGGUGCCGUUUUUGUUGGUCAUGGUCUACGCUCACUGGCACAUACACACGCAUGUGGUGAAGUAGCGCUCACCCAGCUUCAGGAGUCCAUCGAACAAGACUGCACUUCAGCGGCACGAGAGCGGUUUUUGCAAGUCCAGAAGUCGGGAUUUUUGGAGCGGCGUAAUCCUCUUGCGCCAACAUUGGUACGGCUUGUCGAGAAAUGGCGAGUGCUACUUUCGGAAAGACUACGCCUUAUUUAUGAGAUGUCGGAUGAUGUUAGAAAUGACUCCUCCAUCUUACAGGCACAGCCUCUUUUUACCACUCUUAUUGCCAAUUUGGGCGUUGAAGCGAUCUCUGGUACCAUCCUUUCGCUAUUGCUGAUGCCUGGUCAUGAAGGCACUGGGUACAAAGGGGGAGGUCGGCGUGUUCCAUGGUGGCUGCCAUCGGGGCGUGCUUUCAUUUUUGGCCGACUUUCUCUGGAGCUUGGAUCUAGACUUCUAGGCAGUUCACCUACCAACUUGAUGGAGUGGCCGGCAGCACAACGCGUCCAAGUGGGCUCCAGGCUACUGACAGAGGCGCUGCCGCUACUCAGAAUGGACGAUGGCACCCCUGCGUUUUUCCACUCUGUGCGUCGAUUUCGCGUUAAUUCCCUUCUUGGCAUGCUUACAAUUAACCCGCUGUUAUCACAGCAUUUUGGGAUCCCCAUUAGAGUAGCUUCCAAUGCUAAAGAUGCUGAUCGCUCUGAAUCUGCUAAACUGGGAGGUGAGACCGAUGGGAGCACCCAAUGGGCUGGGCCCACCCAACCAAGCACAUAUCUUACCAGCCCUCUGGCGAUGGAUAUUUCAAUGAGCUUGCCGAUGGUAGUACCACCGCGGCCAUGGAGUAGCUGGAGAGCGGGGGGAUAUUUGCUGCGCCGGAUACCUUGCUUUAGGAUACGGGAUGAUCCAUCACAGAUGGCGCAAGUGAUGAUGGCCGAUGCGCGUGGAAAACUCGCUCCCCUUCUUGAGGGCCUCACAUUUCUUGGACAAACACCCUGGCGCAUCAAUGUUCGCGUCCUCGCUGUCGUGCGGGCAGCAUGGCAGGCGUCUUCUCAAACUAAGGCCCCAGAGACUAUCUCCACUCUGGCUUCGCAUGCAGAAGCACUGCUUGGCCUUGAUGCUGGGAUGCGACCAGACGACCGUCAUUCACUAUGGUGCGAUCUAAACUAUCGUCUUAUGGUGGCCGACGCGAUCUCGUCAUAUACCGAGUUUUUCUUGCCACAUAAUGUGGAUUUCCGCGGUCGCGCAUACCCAAUCCCAGCACUACUUUCUCAUAUGGGCUCUGAUCUCUGUCGCGGCUUGGUACUCUUUGGUGCACAAAAGGCUGCUCCUCUUGGUGCUCGCGGCCUUCAUUGGCUGCUUAUUCAUCUAGCAAAUAUGUAUGGCUACGACAAGGCCUCGUUUGAAGAGAGACUUUCGUGGGCCCAAACACACAGAGCUCAAAUCGAGUCAUCCGCUGCCGAUCCUAUCAACGAGCAGUGGUGGAUGGCUGCAGAGCAUCCAUGGCAGACUCUAGCUGCUUGCAUCGAGGUUUCCGGUGCUUGGGCACAUCCGCAAGGCCCAGAGGCCUUUGUUACCUCCAUCCCUGUGCAGCAAGAUGGCUCUUGUAACGGACUACAGCAUUAUGCUGCUCUUGGACGAGAUCCUCUUGGCGCGCUGCAUGUAAAUCUUGUGCCCGGAUCUCGGCCUGCAGACAUUUACUCUGCAGUUGCGACUGCCGUUAGUCAGCGCAUUUUUAAUGAUGCAAAGAGCGAUUCGGUGGAAAAGCUCCAUCUUGAUAUCCAGCAGCACGCCCAUAAUGCUACUAAUGAAGCCUCUGACCGAGAUAUAGAAGCUACCGCCAUGCCACUUCCAGGCGGUGUGCCGGCGGCGACGAACACAGGUUCCUCCACAGCUAUGUUAUCCCGCGCUGAAAUUGCGCGAUGGAUUCUAUCACCAGAAUCUGGCUUACCUUCUGCCAUUACACGGAAGAUUGUCAAGCAAAGCGUGAUGACAUCAGUGUAUGGUGUCACUCUUUAUGGUGCUACGCAACAGAUAUACAAGCGGCUCGUUGAGGUCGCUGCUCCUCGAACAUCGGCUGCGGCUGCAGAUUCUAGCGGCGCUCAAGUGCAGGGGAACAAUCGGCAUAUGCGGCAAGCGGCCCGCUACAUUGCUUCACUUGUGUUUUCAUCACUUGGAAGCAUGUUCGACCGUUCACGCCGCAUCCAGGCAUGGCUGACAGAGGUGGUCACUCUGGUGACGGCCAGUGUCCCCAGAGAAUGGGUUGCGCGCUACUUUGGGGUCGACACGACACAGGAACUGACAACACUGCCGCCGCGGUCUUUUAACGGGCCCGUUGAAGACAUUUUGGCUGGAAACAAGCGUCCGUUUGCGCCAUCCGGCCUGUUGCGUCAGUUUUUAAACACUAAAGAAGGGGAUGCUGUUUAUCCCAGGACACUGAUGGCAUGGACCUCGCCCCUUGGUUUUCCCGUUGUUCAGCCAUACCGCGAAGCAGAGAAAGUUGUAGUGCCAACACCCUUGCAGAUGGUUACCCUCGAUGUGAUUCCAGAUCACGAAACUCCUGUUGCCGUUAGACAGCAGAUCGCAGCAUUUGCGCCCAACUAUAUUCACUCGCUCGAUGCAUCGCACAUGUUUAUGACAGCACGGCGUAUAGAGGCGCACGGGAUUGUUUUUGCAGCCGUGCACGACUCGUUCUGGACUCAUCCAAAAGAUACAGACUUGCUUCAUCAAGAGCUGCGUGCAGCUUUUAUUGAGUUGCAUUCGCGUCCGCUUCUGCACGAAUUGCGCUCUGAGCUCAUCGAGCGGUUCGGCAACAACUUGAUACCCCUUCAAAAGAGGAAAGUAACCCUGCAGAAGGAAGAGGCCACGGGCAAGAGCAAGGAUAAAUCAGCUUCCAAAACAGGAAAGAGAAAGACAGAGACUGGCCCGUGCUGGGCACCCGUAGACAUACCCCAGGUACCGGAACAAGGCUCCUUUGUGCUUGAAGAUGUUGUGCAUUCACCUUAUUUUUUUAACUAG
Mitosporidium daphniae is the source of this 4248-nucleotide messenger RNA. Its product is annotated as DNA-directed RNA polymerase. The coding region runs from base 1 to 4248 and encodes 1415 amino acids. The record is from RefSeq and is a predicted model, not a curated record. Lineage: Eukaryota; Fungi; Microsporidia. Gene Ontology annotation, molecular function: DNA binding; DNA-directed RNA polymerase activity. Gene Ontology annotation, cellular component: mitochondrial DNA-directed RNA polymerase complex. Gene Ontology annotation, biological process: mitochondrial transcription. The transcript has 2 exons.